CUUUGCCGCUUCUCCUCCUGAAAACAAUGCAAUGUCCUGAUGAAGAAAUUAUUGCAAAGUUUUUUUACAAUGUCUCCAGUUCCUUUCAACUCUUCCUCAUCUUCUCUUACUUCACUUCCAUUUUACUUGCCAAGCUUUUUUAUUUUCUUGGUGGAAAUCCAUUUUUCUGGAGGAAUCGAGAAAAUGGAUAUGAAUUUGCUGAGUUUUCGGACGAAGAAAAUGAAUAUUAUCAUAAUGAUGCUGAAACAGGGCAGGAAAAUCAUUUUGUAACAGAAACAUUCAGGGAAAGUGAAACAUUGGUGUUCAUGCCUAAUGGAAAUGCUCAAGAAAAUCAGAUAUUUAGCUAUGCGAAACAGAGUCCAAAACAAAGUUGUGGCACUGACGAAGGAGACUCGGUUUAUGGUUCACCAGCUUCAAAAUCUGUUCACAGUGAUCAUGAUGAAGAGGAGAUUCUCAAUUCGGAUUCUUAUAAUUGUGAUUCUCAAACAAACGGCAUUAAUCAUGGAAAGUGUUAUAGGGAAAUGAAGAAACACAAGAAAGUUAAGAAGAGUAAUAAAUUACUCUGUCGAGAGGAAAAUUUCUUGGUUUAUGCACCAUCCAAGUUAGAGAGCAAGAAAAUAUUCCAAUUCCAAAAAAACGAGGAUAUUGAUGAAAUAUAUGGGGAUUCUUAUACUGUUGACUCCACUUCUAAGAGCUCCUCUGAAUAUAGAAACUCCAUUAAAGACUCUGAAGAUCCAUUUUCUUCCUCUUCAAGGAGAAGUUGCCCCAAAUGGGAGUCUUACACUAUCUUCCAAAAAUAUGAUGAAGAAAUGCUAUUUUUAGAUAGAAUCAGCACACAAAAACUCCAUGAAACAGAAUCACUUAGAUCCAUUCAAUCAUGUCCCAGAUCAAUAUCAGACAGGAUUGUCUAUAAAUUGGCAACAAAGAACAGGAAAUCAUCGGAUUUUCGUCAAAACCCGUAUCAUGAAUUGGAGGCUGCUUAUGUAGCACAGGUAUGCUUAGCAUGGGAAGCACUGAGCUGGAAUUAUAAAUACUUCAAAAGCCUAAGAGCUUCUCGUGAAGAAGAGGACCCAGGUUGUCCUGCAUAUAUAGCUCAGCAAUUUCAACAAUUUCAAGUGCUUUUACAAAGAUAUGUUGAGAAUGAGCCGUAUGAACAUGGUAAAAGACCUGAGAUUUAUGCUAGGAUGAGAAGCUUAGCUCCUAAGUUGCUUCAAGUCCCUGAAUAUCGAGAUUCGGAUGAGGAAAAAGGACAGGAAAAUUUUUGCUCAAGAAUAUCUUCAAAUUCAUUUCUUCGUAUAAUGGAAGAAGCAAUCAGAACAUUUAUGAAUUUCCUUAAGGCGGACAAGAAGAAUCGUUGCCAAGUAUUGGUGGCAGCUUUGUUUAGGAAAAACAAAAGAGGUUCUGCUGACCCAACUCUUCUCCUCUUGCUCAAGAAAGUAAACAAAAAGAAAAAGUCAAGGGUGAAAGAUCUACGCCGGUCAGGAAAAUGCAGUUUGGGAAAAAGAAAAUUAAAAGAAGAGGAAGAGAUGGAGAUAUUGAUGGGAUUAAUAGACUUAAAAGUAGUGUCAAGGGUAUUGAGAAUGAGUGAACUGAAUGAUGAGCAAUUGCAUUGGUGCGAAGACAAGAUGAGUAAAGUUAGAGUUUCUGAUGCCAAAUUAUACAGAGAUUCUUCACCACUUUUCUUCCCAGCCCACACUAGUUAAAUAGUAGUAAUUCUUCUGUAAAUAACUCUACAAUUACUAGAAAAAGACAAAUAAGGUUUAGAAAGUAAGUUGAAUGCAUGUGGGGAUGACAAGAAUAAUUGGUGGAAUUUGGAUAACUGAUUGUAUUUUCAAGAAACAAUUUUGAUUGUAGGUAGUGAAUAAACAAAGAGAACAUACAAUAUAAAUACAUGACAAGAGUAUUGUAAGUGGCAGAGUAACCUUACCGCCAUGAUGCACUAAAAUUCAUUCCCUUGUAGUUUCGAUUAGUCAACCAAAAAAAUAAAGAGAAAAAAGCAAAGGCAAAGGAAAAGGAUGGAUGAUGAUGUAGUGACAGGGGAUGUAGCUUUUACUUCUUUUGAAUAUUAGGGGUUUAUCCGAGUUGAAUUAAAAGGCAAAGCUGCACAUGUA
This is a messenger RNA of Nicotiana tabacum (common tobacco), 2111 nucleotides long. RefSeq lists its product as uncharacterized. The record is from RefSeq and is a predicted model, not a curated record. Lineage: Eukaryota; Viridiplantae; Streptophyta; Magnoliopsida; Solanales; Solanaceae.